Molecule: messenger RNA, 1112 nt
Organism: Nilaparvata lugens (brown planthopper)
Lineage: Eukaryota; Metazoa; Arthropoda; Insecta; Hemiptera; Delphacidae
Product: longitudinals lacking protein-like
Exons: 2
Coding region: 89-499 (136 amino acids)
Source: RefSeq, a predicted model, not a curated record
UAUAGAAUCAGUAUAAUCCAUCGAAGCACUGAAAUACUUUGAUGAGUAUAACGGAAAAAAUAAUCUCACAACAGAUACUGUUGUUGGUAUGGUGAGAUGUAAUGAUAUUCAUUCAACACAACAUAUUAUUCAACAUUCCAGUUUAUCAUUAAUCUCACAACGUUUUCCAGAUCCGUUCCAGGGGCUACCAGGGCACAAUCCGACGUUUCUCAGAAACGUUGCCGUGGUUUCCCAGCAGCCACCAUCAACCGACCAAAUCGACGGAAACCAGUUGGGCGAGUACCCCUGCCACAAGUGCGGCAAAGUCUACCUGCACAAGGCCAGUCGCCGCGUCCACACGCUCUACGAGUGCGGAAAAGAUCCAAAUUUCAAGUGUCCGUUUUGUGCGCACAGGUGUAAACAGGUGGGAAAUAUGCGCAGGCAUGUGGCACUCAAACACACCGACAUUGUCAAGAGUGAGAAGCUAGACAUCAGCAAGAUGAUGUUCUCCAAUUCCUAGAAUGCUGGAGAUGGAUGAAAUAUCAAAUAUAAAUAUGAAUGAAAACGACUUGACAUCAAAACCACUGAUUUAUUAUAUAGUUACAAGUUGUUAUCAUUCAAUAUCUACCACACAUCACAGUAAGUUGUACAUACGAUUUCAUAUUUAUAGCUGCUAUGACGUAGAGCAGACAAUUUUCAACUUUGCUGACAUGAUAUUUGAUAAUAUAACACUUAAGGAAAAUCAUGAUGCUCCAUAGAUUAUAGAAAGUUGGUCUUCGCUAACUCAUAGAGAGCUAGUGAUGAUGUGAUAUCAUAAACUAUAUUAUAAUAUAAUAUAAUAUAAGCACUGAAAUAUUUGGAUGAGUAGAACGAAAAAAAUAAUCUCACAACAGAUACUGUUGUUGUUGAACAUUAUAUUAUGUUCAUUUUUAUGUAAUAUGAGUCGGAAUAUUUCAUUCUCAAGUUUCCACUUCUAUAAAACUAUUACCGUACAUUAUUUGUUACUAAACAAUUCAAAUUACACAGUAUUUCACAGAAACGCAGUAUUUUUAAACGUUUUUGUUCUGUUUAAGCAUUUUUUAUGUUUUUCUCGACUAUUAUACAACCUUUCUGAAGCAAUUAAACACAUUUUU